Molecule: messenger RNA, 1859 nt
Organism: Musa acuminata AAA Group (dessert banana)
Lineage: Eukaryota; Viridiplantae; Streptophyta; Magnoliopsida; Zingiberales; Musaceae
Product: diacylglycerol kinase 1-like
Exons: 13
Coding region: 230-1702 (490 amino acids)
Molecular function (GO): ATP-dependent diacylglycerol kinase activity
Source: RefSeq, a predicted model, not a curated record
UGGAUUCUCCUCUUGAAACGAGGGACAAAAGGGGAAAGGGGAGCAAAAAAGAAGUGGUACGGGCUGGAUCAUUUUAGGUAUCGUGAGGGGUUUUGAGUGUUAUUGGAUGGAUUUUUGAUGUCUAUUUGAGGUUCUUGUGGUUUCGAUUGGAGUUUAAUUUGGCAAACCUAAGGCGUUCUUUUUGAUCGAAGGGGAGGGGAGGGAGCAGCCGGAUUUUUGGUCUUCAGGUAUGGAAGGUGAUAGUCCCAAGGGGGAUCUGCCACUGAGAGAUUUCUAUAUCCCGGAUUACAUAUUCACGCAAGAAUCAGAAAAAGAGGAUGUCCCAGAAAAACCCACUUGUCCUGUGAUUGUUUUCGUCAAUUCAAAAAGUGGUGGCCAACUUGGAGGUGAUUUGAUCAAAACAUACCGGCAGCUUCUCAAUCGAGUUCAGGUUUUUGAUCUAGGAGAGGAGGCUCCUGAUAAGGUGCUUCACAGGCUUUAUGCCAACUUUGAAAAGCUCAAAUCCGAUGGUGAUAAACUAGCUGUGGAAAUCGAGAGGACAUUGAGAUUAAUAGUUGCAGGUGGUGAUGGUACAGCUGGUUGGCUUCUUGGAGUGGUUUGUGAUCUUAAACUUGCUCAGCCGCCUCCAAUUGCUACUGUGCCUUUGGGAACAGGAAACAAUCUUCCCUUUUCAUUUGGUUGGGGGAAGAAAAAUCCUGGUACCAAUCAUCAGUCUGUGAAGUAUUUCCUUGACCAAGUAAAGAAAGCAAAAGAAAUGCAAAUCGAUAGUUGGCAUAUUGUCAUGAGGAUGAGGGAUCCCAAGGAAGGUACAUGUGAUCCAAUUGCUCCACUCGAAUUACCACAUUCUCUACAUGCAUUUCACCGUGUAUCACGUUCAGACUCGCUUAAUUUGGAAGGUUAUCACACUUUUCGUGGUGGUUUUUGGAACUACUUCAGUAUGGGAAUGGAUGCUCAAGUAUCAUAUGCAUUUCAUUCUGAGCGGAAGCUGCAUCCAGAGAAGUUCAAGAACCAGAUAAUUAAUCAGACUACCUAUGCUAAACUAGGAGCUACUCAAGGGUGGUUUUUUGCUUCUCUUUUUCAUCCUUCUUCAAGGAAUAUAGCACAGCUUGCAAAUGUGAAAAUCAUGAGAAGACUGGGGCAUUGGGAGGAUCUCCAUAUUCCUCGCAGCAUUAGAUCAAUAGUUUGUCUCAACUUACCCAGCUUUUCUGGAGGACUUAAUCCAUGGGGGACCCCAAAUCAGAAGAAAGCGCGAGAUAGAGAUCUUACUCCACCUUAUGUUGAUGACGGCCUUCUUGAGGUUGUCGGUUUCCGGGACGCAUGGCAUGGGCUUGUUUUGUUCACCCCAAAUGGGCAUGGAACCCGUCUUGCACAGGCACGAAGAAUUCGGUUCGAGUUCCACAAGGGUGCAGCGGAUCACACAUUCAUGCGAAUCGAUGGGGAGCCAUGGAAGCAGCCUCUACCGGUGGAUGACGACACGGUUGUCGUAGAGAUCUCUCAUCUCCGUCAGGUCAAAAUGCUUGCAACCCACAACUGCAUCUCCAAGAGCAUCGAUGACCCCUUGACACCAUCAUCGGCGAGCCAUCAUGAUGACGGGGACAGCAGUCCGGAAUCCGAGGAUGAGUGGGAAGGAGGGAGGAGGAAAUUUGGUGCAGCAGAGACAUUCAAGAUUCCGGAGGACACAGACAUUGCUCAUGUUAGUUAGAGCUCUACCGACACCUGCUUGCUUUGUGGCAUUCAAUUCCUAUUCGCCUAUGGGACCGAACUGUUGUAUCAUUUUGCUCGAUUUGUUGUAACGAUAGCUUUGUGAGCUGAUCAAUUUAACCUUAAUAAAAACUGUCACUGAGAAUGGAUAUUUUCCC